Molecule: messenger RNA, 1164 nt
Organism: Rosa rugosa (rugosa rose)
Lineage: Eukaryota; Viridiplantae; Streptophyta; Magnoliopsida; Rosales; Rosaceae
Product: LEAF RUST 10 DISEASE-RESISTANCE LOCUS RECEPTOR-LIKE PROTEIN KINASE-like 2.5
Exons: 1
Coding region: 126-1058 (310 amino acids)
Biological process (GO): protein phosphorylation
Molecular function (GO): protein kinase activity; ATP binding
Source: RefSeq, a predicted model, not a curated record
UGUUUGUUAUUCUCUUCCGUGGUAUUUCACUGAUUAGUGAAAAUGACAAUGAAGAUGCCGAGGCCUUCUUUCAGAACAUUGGACCUCUAGCAGUAAAAAGAUACAAAUUUUCGGAUGUAAGGAAAAUGACCAACUCAUUUAAAGAUAAACUAGGUCAAGGCGGUUAUGGUGAUGUGUACGAAGGUAAGCUAUUGAAUGGUUGUUGUGUGGCUGUGAAGGUUCUUAAAGCAUCCAAAGGGAAUGGAGAGGACUUUGUUAAUGAGGUUGCAAGCAUUAGUAGAACUUCCCAUGUUAAUAUUGUCACUCUUUUGGGAUAUUGCUUUGAAGGUAAGAAAAAAGCGCUCAUAUAUGAGUUCAUGCCCAAUGGAUCACUUGAGAAGUUCAUAUAUACAGACAGUAAUCCUUUGAAAACUACUCCACACUUGGAAUUGGAAGGACUCUUUCAAAUUUCUAUCGGGAUAGCUCGAGGGCUGGAGUACUUGCACCGUGGGUGCAACACACGAAUCCUGCACUUUGACAUAAAACCACAUAAUAUCCUUUUGGAUGAAAACUUUUUCCCAAAGAUUUCUGACUUUGGUCUUUCUAAACUUUGUACAAGGAAGGAGAGCAUUAUUUCAACGUUGGAUGCUAGAGGGACAAUAGGGUAUAUAGCUCCAGAAGUGUUCUCCAGAAACUUUGGAAGAGUGUCUGCCAAGUCCGAUGUCUAUAGUUAUGGAAUGAUGAUUCUGGAGAUGGUUGGAGGAAGAAAGAAUGUUGAAGCUCGAGUAAGCCGCACCAGUGAAAUUUAUUUUCCAAAUUGGGUUUAUGAGCAUCUUGAGCAGGGCAGCAAUUUCGGGUUGCUCAAUGCAGAGACCGAAGAGGAAAAGGAAAUCGCGAGGAAGAUGAUCUUAGUGGGAUUGUGGUGCAUACAGACAAGGCCAUCUGAUAGGCCAUCCAUGACUAAAGUGAUUGAAAUGUUGGAAGGAAGCAUUGAAGCCUUGCAAAUGCCACCAAAGCCAGUCCUAUCUUCUCCUGUGAGAUCACCACCAGAAUCUUCCACCUUAUCAACAUUAAGUUGAUAUCUUCUCUAGAUUACUGGCUGCAUAUUUGAUUAUUCACUACCUUGAUAUGUAAAGUGCAUUUAAGUAAUAAUCUUUUCCCUUGUACAUUUAUCAUUUUGUCAGA